Messenger RNA from Hippocampus comes (tiger tail seahorse), 1820 nucleotides. RefSeq names its product tripartite motif containing 107 (gene trim107). The transcript has 2 exons. Lineage: Eukaryota; Metazoa; Chordata; Actinopteri; Syngnathiformes; Syngnathidae. Bases 259 to 1695 code for a protein of 478 amino acids. The record is from RefSeq and is a predicted model, not a curated record.
CGCCAGGUGGCGUGUGUCAGGGGUGUCUUGUCCGGAAUGAGCUCCCAACUAGUAUUUCCUCGUGAAACAUCUGACGCGACGACUUCACGCCGACUUCACGCCUUCUUUCAAUCAGUGUUAUAAACAGGCUACCCUGCCAACAGUCAGUGUUGGCAGGAACCUGGAAAUGGAAACACAGAUAAGCACAGAGUAGGAGGGGCUUUCAGAGGUGAGAGUUAAAUCAUCGUUUUCCUCAUCUAUCCUACAGCGUCUGUCAACAUGUCUGCUCUGACAAACCCCGCCAUUACACAUCUUGCUAAGGCCUUAGCUUUAGAACUCUGCUGCCCCAUCUGCUUGCAACUCUUCUCCGAGCCUGUGUCGCUGCCCUGCGGUCACAUCUACUGCCACGUCUGCAUUCAAACUCUGGGAGAAGGGCUGGACCGUCACUGCUGUCCUGAGUGUCAGAAAGACUACCAGGAGAGCCAAGCUGUGGUGACCUGUUCCAAAAUGUGCAAUAUUGUCGAGUCGUUCAAAACUGCAGUUGGUAAAGUCCAGCUGCCUGCAUGUGGUGCGGUUGAGGAUGAAACAAAAUGCCACUUGGAUGUAACUAAAGAGAGCUCAGGAAGUGAGGUAAAAUACUUGAAAUCCAAAGAGUUUGAAUUGACUAAUUUUGGACUGGCAUCUCAAGUCACAGACCUGGCCGUCCACUUGGAGAUGGCGGAGGAUGUGCUGGGGAAGGAGAAGGAGCAGCAAGCGAAGCUGAUGGAAGCUCAUGAGCAGUUGAGAGAAAAGGCAUCGGAAGAGCUGCGCCAGCUGAGUGAUGUAGUGCGGAAGUACAGCGCUGAGGUGAUGCGGCUGCUGGAUGAAGAGCUCUCUCCGAGCGAAGCCAGCGCGAGCCACAGGGUAGGUCAGGCCGCCCGCCUCGCCAAGCAGCUGAGACAAGUUCUCCUCAGAGCCGAGUCACUCCUGACCGAGGGAGACGAGGCCGCGUUCGUAGAAGACUUUCGAGACCUGCAGCCACACAUUGCCGAGAUGACGAGAAAAAACACUGAAAAAAUUCAGGGCCGCAUGGAGCCAGAAGACGACCCCGUUCGAAUCCUUCCCAAGUUGGAGAACAUGAACGGCAAGCUUAGGGAAAGCCUCGGCGUCAUUCAGCGCUCCCUUCGCAAUGUCCUCAAUCCGUCUGAGCUGACGUUUGACAUCAGGACAGCUCAUCCGAACCUCAUCCUCUCGGAAGACUUGAAGACUGUGACAUUCAGCGCCACCAAGCAGCCAUACCCGCCUUCCUCCCAGAGAUUCACCAGCUUCUUCCAAGUCCUCAGCUCCCAGAGCUUCUCCGAAGGCAACCAUCGCUGGGAGAUGGAGCUUGAUGGUGCUCCGUGGAUCGUGGGCUUGUGUCAAAGCGGGGAGCUGGAGCGGAGCGGGAUUUCGUCGGCGCUGGAAAGCAACCGGUGCUCCUGGUGCCUGAUGUGGUUCGACAACUUGCUGACGGCCUUCGAGCGGGGUCGCGAUGUGCCGCUCAAGAGAACCACGGUCUCGUGCAGGCUCGAGAUCAGGCUGAGCUUCAGAAGCCGCACGUUCAGUUUCUACCACAUCAGCCCCACCGGUGGCAAGACACUCGUGUACACAUUCGAAGCAAACUUGACUGAACCUGUGCACCUGGCCUAUCGGAUGAUGUCAGGGAAUCCGAAAGCACGUGUCACCAUCAUUUCAUGAGAGCUUUUGGGAGUGGCAGUCAUGCAUUUGGCACGUGAGCCUUUAGUGAGGAAUGAGAACCAACUUACUCCAUCUUUUAGUACCACAAAUGUCAUGUCGCAAUUAAAGAAACCAUCAAUCAAGUG